GCCGGACAUAUGUAUCUAGGGCUUUCUGGUACUUGUAGUUCUCCUGUAUACAUAAUAUUACUGACUGUACUCUGGAACUUGUAAUUCCUUAGCUGAUAUAGAAUCAUUGGUUGUAUUCUGGGACUUAUAGUUCCCCUGCAAGUGAAGAAUCACUGGCUGUCUCCUGGGACUUGUAGUUCUCUUGCAGACAUAGAAUCGCUGGUUACUUCCUGUAGUUUUCCUUCAUAUAUAGUACAGUUAGGUAUCUCCUGGGACUUGUAGUUCUCCUGCAGGCGUUAUCACUGAUAGCAUUUGGUAUCGGAACUUAUGGUUCUCGAUACCAGUGGUCUCCAACCUGCGGACCUCCAGAUGUUGCAAAACUACAACUCCCAGCAUGCCCAGUUUUUUAGUUGCCUCCUGGGACUUGUAGUUCUCCUUUACGCAUGGUUCUGUCAGUUGCCUUCUGGGAUUUGUAGUUCAAUUUGUUGCAAAGUCAUGGUAUUUGCCUCCUGGGACUUGUAGUUCUCCUAGUUAUGUAGUUCUGCUAAUUGCAUCCUGGGACUUGUAGUUCUCCUCUCUGUACAGUGUUGCUAGUUUUCUUCUGGGACUUGUAGUUAUACUUCAUGCAUAGUUCUUUUAGUUGCCUCCUGGGACUUGUAGUUCUCCUAUAAACACUUCUUUUAGUUGCCACCUGGGACUUGUAGUUCUGUUAGUUGCCUUCUGGAACUUGUAGUUCCCUUUGUUGCAUAGUCAUGUUAUUGGCCUCCUGGGACUUGUAGUUCUCAUUGAUACAUAGUUCUGCUAAUUGCAUCCUGGGACUUGUAGUUCUCCUCUCUGCAUAGUGUUGCCAGUUUUCUUCUGGGACUUGUAGUUCUCCUUCAAACACAGUUCUUUUAGUUGCCUUCUAGGACUUGUAGUUCUCCUUUAUGCAUGGUUCUGUUCGUUGCCUUCUGGGAUUUGUAGUUCAAUUUGUUGCAUAGCCAUGUUAUUUGCCUCCUGGGACUUGUAGUUCUCCUUUAUGCAUGGUUCUGUUAGUUGCCUUCUGGGACUUGUAGGUCAAUUUGUUGCAAAGCCAUGUUAUUUGCCUCCUGGGACUUGUACUUCUCCUAGAUACUUAGUUCUGCUAAUUGCAUCCUGGGACUUGUAGUUCUCCUCUCUGCAUAGUGUUGCUAGUUUUCUUCUGGGACUUGUAGUUAUACUUCAUACAUAGUUAUUUUAGUUGCCUCCUGGGACUUGUAGUUCUCCUUCAUAGUUCUUUUAGUUGCCUUCUAGGACUUGUAGUUCUCCUUCACGCAUGCUUCUGUUCGUUGCCUUCUGGGAUUUGUAGUUCAAUUUGUUGCAUAGUCAUGUUAGUUGCCUCCUGAGACUUGUAGUUCUCCUUCAAUCAUAGUUCUGUUAGUUGCCUCCUGGGACUUGUAGUUCUCCUUUAUGCAUGAUUCUGUUAGUUGCCUUCUGGGACUUGUAGUUCACUUUUUUGCAUAGCCAUGUUAUUUGCCUCCUGGGACUUGUAGUUCUCCUAGAUGCGUAGUUCUGCUAAUUACAUCCUGGGACUUGUAGUUCUCCUCUCUGCCUAGUGUUGCUAGUUUUCUUCUGGGACUUGUAGUUAUACUUCAUGCAUAGUUAUUUUAGUUGCCUCCUUGGACUUGUAGUUCAUUUGUUGCAUAGUCAUGCUAUUUGCCUCCUGGGACUUGUAGUUCUCCUUUAUGCAUGGUUCUGUUAGUUGCCUCCUGGGACUUGUAGUUCUCCUUCAAACAUAGUUCUGUUUGUUGCCUCCUGGGACUUGUAGUUCACUUUGUUGCAUAGCCAUGUUAUUUGCCUCCUGGGACUUGUCGUUCUCCUAGAUACGUAGUUCUGCUAUUUGCAUCCUGGGACUUGUAGUUCUCUUCUCUGCAUAGUGUUGCUAGUUUUCUUCUGGGACUUGUAGUUCUCCUUCAAACAUAGUUCUUUUAGUUGCCUCCUGGGACUUGUAGUUCUCCUUUAUAGUUCUUUUAGUUGCCUUCUAGGACUUGUAGUUCUCCUUCAUGCAUGGUUCCGUUCGUUUCCUUCUGGGAUCUGUAGUUAAAUUCGUUGCAUAGUCAUGCUAUUUGCCUCCUGGGACUUGUAGUUCUCCUUCAAACAUAGUUCUGUUAGUUGCCUCCUGGGACUUGUAGUUCUCCGUUAUGCAUGGUUCUGUUAGUUGCCUCCUGGGACUUGUAGUUCUCCUUCAAACAUAGUUCUGUUAGUUGCCUCCUGGGACUUGUAGUUCACUUUGUUGCAUAGCCAUGUUAUUUGCCUCCUGGGACUUGUCGUUCUCCUAGCUACGUAGUUCUGCUAUUUGCAUCCUGGGACUUGUAGUUCUCUCUGCAUAGUGUUGCUAGUUUUCUUCUGGGACUUGUAGUUCUCCUUCAAACAUAGUUCUUUUAGUUGCCUCCUGGGACUUGUAGUUCUCCUUUAUAGUUCUUUUAGUUGCCUUCUAGGACUUGUAGUUCUCCUUCAUGCAUGGUUCCGUUCGUUGCCUUCUGGGAUCUGUAGUUAAAUUCGUUGCAUAGUCAUGCUAUUUGCCUCCUGGGACUUGUAGUUCUCCUUCACACAUAGUUCUGUUACUUGCCUCCUGUGACUUGUAGUUCUCCGUUAUGCAUGGUUCUGUUAGUUGCCUCCUGGGACUUGUAGUUCACUUUGUUGCAUAGCCAUGUUAUUUGCCUCCUGGGACUUGUCGUUCUCCUAGCUACGUAGUUCUGCUAUUUGCAUCCUGGGACUUGUAGUUCUCCUCUCUGCAUAGUGUUGCUAGUUUUCUUCUGGGACUUGUAGUUCUCCUUCAAACAUAGUUCUUUUAGUUGCCUCCUGGGACUUGUAGUUCUCCUUCACGCAUGGUUCUGUUCGUUGCCUUCUGGGAUCUGUAGUUAAAUUUGUUGCAUAGUCAUGCUAUUUGCCUCCUGGGACUUGUAGUUCUCCUUCACACAUAGUUCUGUUACUUGCCUCCUGGGACUUGUAGUUCUCCGUUAUGCAUGGUUCUGUUAGUUGCCUCCUGGGACUUGUAGUUCACUUUGUUGCAUAGCCAUGUUAUUUGCCUCCUGGGACUUGUCGUUCUCCUAGCUACGUAGUUCUGCUAUUUGCAUCCUGGGACUUGUAGUUCUCCUCUCUGCAUAGUGUUGCUAGUUUUCUUCUGGGACUUGUAGUUCUCCUUCAAACAUAGUUCUUUUAGUUGCCUUCUGGGACUUGUAGUUCUCCUUUAUAGUUCUUUUAGUUGCCUUCUAGGACUUGUAGUUCUCCUUCUCGCAUGGUUCUGUUCGUUGCCUUCCGGGAUCUGUAGUUAAAUUCGUUGCAUAGUCAUGCUAUUUGCCUCCUGGGACUUGUAGUUCUCCUUCAAACAUAGUUCUGUUAGUUGCCUCCUGGGACUUGUAGUUCUCCGUUAUGCAUGGUUCUGUUAGUUGCCUCCUGGGACUUGUAGUUCUCCUUCAAACAUAGUUCUGUUAGUUGCCUUCUGGAACUUGUAGUUCACUUUGUUGCAUAGCCAUGUUAUUUGCCUCCUGGGACUUGUAGUUCUCCUUCAAACAUAGUUCUUUUAGUUGCCUCCUGGGACUAGUAGUUCUCCUUUAUAGUUCUUUUAGUUGCCUUCUAGGACUUGUAGUUCUCCUUCACGCAUGGUUCCGUUCGUUGCCUUCUGGGAUCUGUAGUUAAAUUCGUUGCAUAGUCAUGCUAUUUGCCUCCUGGGACUUGUAGUUCUCCGGCAGACACUGUGUCUCUGUCCUAUGCAGGUCUGCAUGCAUGUCUCCUGGGUGAGCCCCAACCCCCUCCCUCUGCAGCAGGGACCUGACAGCUCAUUGAGGAGACAAUGUGGAGAUAAUGACACAUGAAGGAGACUGGGAAGAAAACAAGAGCACGUUUAGCUGCAUCCUGGAGCUCCUGCCCAUCUGCCAGGCGCCUGCCAAUGAGAGGCAGAGGAGGGUGAGAGGAGCUGCCAGGGCUGGGGCAGGAGGCUGAGAGCACAGUUCAGCACCAGCAGCUGUAGACAGCGCACACAGCCCAGCUGGGCAGGGGAUGGCCUGCCUGAGUGCUGCCUUUAGUGUGCCCUCCACCAUGAAUUCCACCAUCCCUGCCGCCGCCAUGUCAGACCCGAAGUCGGUGUGCGUGUCCCUGGAUGAAGUGGUCUCCAGCUGUGCUGGGAGUCAGGACACCCCUCUGCUUAAUGGACACUUAAAAAAAAUAGAUAACAACCUGACGGAGGCGCAACGCUUCUCCUCGCUGCCCCGGAGGCCGGCGGUCAACAUCGAAUUUAAGGAUCUCUCCUUCUCUAUCCCUGAAGGGCCGUGGUGGAAAAAGAAAGGUUAUAAAACUCUGCUGAAAGGAAUAUCUGGGAAAUUCUGCUGCGGAGAACUUGUAGCCAUAAUGGGACCUUCUGGGGCUGGAAAGUCGACCCUGAUGAACAUUCUGGCAGGAUACAGAGAGACCGGCAUGAAGGGAGAGGUCCUCAUAAAUGCCCAGCCUCGCGACUUGAGGACCUUCCGUAAAGUGUCCUGUUACAUCAUGCAGGAUGACAUGUUGUUGCCCCAUCUGACCGUCCAGGAGGCCAUGAUGGUCUCUGCUAACUUGAAGCUGCAAGAGAAAGACGAGGGACGACGGGAAAUGGUAAAGGAAAUCCUGACAGCGCUGGGGUUGUUGCCGUGUGCAGACACCAGGACAGGGUGCCUCUCCGGGGGUCAGAGGAAACGUUUGGCCAUCGCCCUAGAACUGGUGAACAAUCCUCCUGUGAUGUUCUUCGAUGAACCCACCAGUGGACUGGACAGUUCCUCGUGUUUUCAGGUUGUCUCCCUAAUGAAAUCGUUGGCUCAAGGCGGCCGGACUAUAAUCUGCACCAUUCACCAGCCCAGUGCCAAGCUGUUUGAGCUCUUUGAUCAUCUUUAUGUAUUAAGCCAAGGACAAUGCAUCUACCGUGGGAAAGUGUCAAAUCUCGUUCCGUACUUGCGGGUUCUAGGAUUAAACUGCCCGACCUAUCACAACCCGGCAGACUUCAUAAUGGAGGUGGCUUCUGGAGAGUACGGAGACCAGAAUCCACGACUUGUCAGAGCUGUUCAGGAGAUCUGUGGGACUGACCAGAAAAGGGACCAUUGUGGGGAGACUGAGCCCAACCCAUUCCUGUGGCACAAACAAUCUGAUGAGGACUCGUCGCCCACAGAGGGGUGUCACAGCUUCUCUGCCAGCUGCCUUACCCAGUUCUGUAUCCUGUUCAAGAGGACGUGUCUCAGCAUCAUGAGGGACUCUGUGCUGACUCACUUACGUAUCAUGUCCCACAUUGGAAUCGGGCUCCUCAUAGGAUUACUCUACCUGGGGAUCGGGAACGAGGCCAAGAAGGUCCUGAGUAACUCCGGCUUCCUCUUCUUCUCCAUGCUCUUCCUGAUGUUCGCAGCUCUCAUGCCAACAGUCCUCACCUUUCCUCUGGAGAUGGGAGUAUUCCUUAGAGAACAUCUCAACUACUGGUACAGUCUGAAGGCGUACUACUUAGCCAAGACCAUGGCCGACGUCCCGUUCCAGAUCAUGUUCCCGGUGGCGUACUGCAGCAUCGUGUACUGGAUGACGUCGCAGCCGUCGGACGCCGUCAGAUUCGUCUUGUUCUCGGCUCUGGGGACGAUGACCUCCCUGGUGGCUCAAUCCUUGGGGCUUCUGAUCGGGGCAGCAUCGACCUCCUUACAGGUGGCGACCUUCGUGGGUCCGGUUACAGCGAUUCCUGUUCUGCUGUUCUCCGGAUUCUUUGUCAGCUUUGACACUAUUCCCAGCUACCUUCAGUGGAUGUCCUACAUGUCGUAUGUCAGAUACGGAUUCGAGGGAGUCAUUUUGUCUAUUUACGGCAUGGACAGAGAAGACCUGUACUGCGACAAAGAUGAAACCUGCCACUUCCAGAAGUCGGAAGCCAUAUUGAAAGAACUUGACGUGGAGAACGCCAAGCUGUACUUAGACUUUAUCAUCCUGGGGGUCUUCUUCGUCUCUCUGCGCCUCAUAGCCUAUUUCGUACUACGAUACAAAAUCCGGGCAGAGAGGUAAAAAGACCGGGCUGAGAAGAAAGGUUAGUUAGACUGAAACAAUACAUAGAAGAAUUCCACAGAAGAUCAUCAUUGUACUGCUCUACCAAGUCUUGGGAAAUGCCACCAGAUCCAACUUUGCCGAACCUCGUUGGGUUGGUCGACUUUUUCGGGGUGAUCUUCUCAAGUACUGUGGAGAUUUCUUUAUUUUUUCCCCCCCUUCGCGCCAUUGUUGAAAUAUAAACUUUCUAGAUUUAACUAGGAAGAAAAUGAAGGGAAACCUAGAAGGUCGAGAGUUGACUACUCAGUAUUCCAUUGAGGAUAAGGAAGGACAAACGUCUUCAACCUUGGUCUAGUAUUGACAAAGAAUGUCCUUGCAGCUAAUGACUGCGAUACAGAGGGGUAUCUUGUUACUAGGAUUAUCCAAGGUUGAUAUAUAUAUUUUUUUGGAUUCCUUAAGACAUCAGCGUCUUGGAUGUUCUAGAUCUUCCCAAAAGCUACAACAGACUUUGACAAUCCCACUCUUACCAAUGUAACGGAACCUGUCACCAGAUCUGUCUGGCAUCUCAAAGGUACCACAGUACGGUUGACCACGUGGGUAUGAUUCCAGGGAUCAAGUCCUGGAAAAAAGUGUGGGAACUUACCCAAGAUUUCCACUCAAGGGCCGGUCCUGCAGGACUCCUGCUAAUGGGAACAGUGUUCCUGCUGUGAAAAAAGUGCAGGAACUCCGUUUUUGUGCAUUCCUGCAGGACUUAAGUCCUAUAUGUUUCCCCAAAUGGAUAUUGAAAUGAAACAUGCUUGGUUUCCAGUGACAUCCCAAUGGGGUUUCUGCUCCCAAGGGUUGGGGAGAUGUUGACCUUUAGGCCCUUUUGGUGCCGAUCUCUAAAUUUCGUAGAGUCACAUUGACAUGUCAAGUCAUGCUUCAGUUUCAUACCGUUUGGGGAGUGGUGUCUAAUUUGACACGGCUGCACCCAUUUAGGUGCCAUGAUUGAAAGGGGGCAGAUUCCCUUUAGCACUGUUUUCCUAGAGCUGGUCUCAGAAGUAUUCUCGAAGGACAGAAGUAUAUAUCUCAAUGUAUCUUUAAUAGUAUGACCGUACCCAUGACUGGGCUAGGGUCCGAAUGUAGUCCAGAGAUGGUUUCAAUGGAGUCGAUUGAUUGUACGGUAAUGAGAAAAACACUCACAAAAAAAAAAACAUUUACCAAAAACAUUGACCUAUCGGUUUGUAAUGUUAACUUGUCUUUAGGCAUGUCAACGCAUGGGGUCAGGAAGAGGACAUCAAACUGCAUUUCCUUCAAGCUGAUAUUUUUUAUUCUGCAGGGGGGGGGGGGGUCAUUUUGGGUGGGUGAAGGGCACUUCAGGACCUGUCCCUCUCUGCAUGAACAUUAGUUGUAGUGUUGACCUGGCGUGGGGGGUUCAAAGGAUGUUUGGUCUAAACCACUGGUCCCAAACCCAGUCCUCAAGGCCCACUAAUAUUCUGUUUUUAUUUUUCAAGUACUCUAUUGAAUUCAAACCCUGGACUGUUGGUGGGCCUUGGUCGGGGUUGGGACCACUGGUCUAAGCGACACUGGUCUGACCCCAUUGUUCAAUAUGAGGUUGAAGGCCAUCUUUUCAUCUACGAGCAUGAUGAUGUCCUCAAGGCCCACCAACAUUAUGAGUUUUUUAGCUACUCUAUUGAAUUAAAGUCCUGGACUGCUAUUGGCGGGCAUUGAGGACUGAGGUUGGGGACCACUGGUCUAAGUGACUAACCCCAUUGUUGAGUUUGAGGUGGGAGUCCAUUUUUUCAUCUACGAGCAUGAUGAUGUCCUCAAGGCCCACCAACAUUAUGAGUACUCUAUUGAAUUCAAGUACUGGACUGCUAUUGGCGGGCAUUGAGGACUGAGGUUGGGGACCACUGGUCUAAGUGACUAACCCCAUUGUUCAGUUUGAGGUUGGAGUCCAUCUUUUCAUUUAAGAGCAUGAUAAUGUCCUCAAGGCCCACCAACAUUAUGAGUACUCUAUUGAAUUCAAGUCCUGGACUGCUAUUGGCGGGCAUUGAGGACUGAGGUUGGGGACCACUGGUCUAAGUGACUAACCCCAUUGUUCAGUUUGAGAUUGGAGUCCAUCUUUUCAUUUACGAGCAUGAUAAUGUCCUCAAGGCCCACCAACAUUAUGAGUACUCCAUUGAAUUCAAGUCCUGGACUGCUGUUGGCGGGCAUUGAGGACUGAGGUUGGGGACCACUGGUCUAAGUGACUAACCCCAUUGUUCAGUUUGAGGUGGGAGUCCAUGUUUUCCUCUACGAACAUUACAAUGUCCUUAGGUCUACUGUUUCUUUGUACUGUAUUUUUUUUCCCGAACAUGGAAAAAGGGAAUUAAGAAAAAUCUCUAUUGUUUUCAGAAACGUUUACACUUUGAUUUACCUAAGAACAAAAAAAAAAAACUAAGAAACAAACAUCAGGGCAAAAUAAGGCACCUCAAUCCUCCCGAUCUCUUGGGACAAAUUUAAUUUUAACAAAAAUCUGAUUAAUACGGCUGGAGGUGAUAGGAAAACAUCACCACUUGAGGACUACCAACCAUCAUUGCCCAUAAUCUCAGUUUCACUUUCAGUUUAGGACCCUAGCAACUGCUUUCAAACGGUUGUCAGGUAAUGUAGGCAUAGCAACCAGAUAAAGCAUGGAUUAUUAAUCAGAUUUUUUCUAAAAUAAAGAAAUAAAUGAAUAAUAAUGAAUGUGGAUGGAAAAAAGGCAGCAAAAAGUAACUUGUACCUACAGAAUUAAGGCAUCUGUUCUGUAGGAAAGUGGUCUCCAAACUGUGGCCCUCCAGCUGUUGCAAAACUACAACUCCCAGCAUGCCUGGACAGCCAACGGCUGUCCGGGCAUGCUGGGAGUUGUAGUUUUACCACAGUAUGGAGACCACUACUGUAGAAUGACACAAAACUAUAUCGACUGUCGAGUAGCCCCCUCCCCAUAAAACUCCCUGUAGACUCUUUCUGAAGUCCCCCAUACGCACCCAAACAUGCUGGUAUUUUUUUUUAAUUAUUUUUAUUUUUUUGCUUCUGCUCUCUGGGUUUCUCCACUAUAUGCACACAAACUACCUCAAUAAUAUGCACAAGAACGUUGACAUUUUUUACUUUGCCGAAAUUCGCGACGCAGAACCGUUCCGUAGCGGAAUGUAUGUAGAACGCUACCCUGCAUGUAUAUAUAUAAAGCACCUUUACCGCCAUCGAUGCCCUACGGGGGCUCAUGUGUCUAGCCAAUCAGGAAAUGGCAAGCUUGAAACGCGCCUCCCAUAUUUAGCAACACAUUGCGCCCUUUUUUUUUACCUCCUCGAAUGCAAGUGUACAUACAUUACAUGUAGGACAGUGUUUCCCAAACUAGUGCGUCUCCAGCUGUUGCAAAACUACAACUCCCUGCAUGCCCGGACAGCCGCUGGCUGUCCGGGCAUGGUGGGAUUUGUAGUUUUGCAACAGCUGGAGGCACACUGGUUGGGAAACGCUGCAAUAGUUAGUAUUGAACCCUGAUACCAUAUUGUCUCUGCCUGACCUUACUAUAUCCUUCUCCAUAUUUUAUCCUUCCUGUCAUGUUUCUAUAGACUUAAGUUUGUUGUUUCCCAUAGCAACCAUAUCCCUACCACACCAUAGCAACCGUAUCUUCAAUACCAUGAAUAAAGGGAAUAUAAUAAAUAUAUGGUUGCUAUGAUGUGGUAGGGUUAUGGUUGCUAUGGGAAAUGCCAAAGUAAAGUCUAUAGAAACAAAGUAAGAUCAGAAAGAGACGAUCAAGUAUCAGGGUUCCAUACCAACUAGAGCAGUGUUUGCCAACCAUUGUGCCUCCAGC
This is a messenger RNA of Hyla sarda, 9784 nucleotides long. It is a transcript of the gene ABCG1, whose product is annotated as ATP binding cassette subfamily G member 1. Gene Ontology annotation, molecular function: ATP hydrolysis activity; ABC-type sterol transporter activity; ATP binding. The transcript has 15 exons. Gene Ontology annotation, cellular component: plasma membrane. The coding region runs from base 3997 to 5994 and encodes 665 amino acids. The record is from RefSeq and is a predicted model, not a curated record. Gene Ontology annotation, biological process: cholesterol homeostasis. NCBI's taxonomy places the organism in Eukaryota, Metazoa, Chordata, Amphibia, Anura, Hylidae.